Varanus komodoensis (Komodo dragon) is the source of this 1254-nucleotide messenger RNA. It is a transcript of the gene DCDC2C, whose product is annotated as doublecortin domain containing 2C. Bases 1 to 1254 code for a protein of 417 amino acids. The record is from RefSeq and is a predicted model, not a curated record. Lineage: Eukaryota; Metazoa; Chordata; Lepidosauria; Squamata; Varanidae. The transcript is spliced from 10 exons. Gene Ontology annotation, cellular component: microtubule; microtubule organizing center. Gene Ontology annotation, biological process: intracellular signal transduction.
AUGGGGGGAGCCACGCGGCCGCGUGCUGCUUACAGCCUGACAGAUGCAACUCCUGCCCGGACCAUUUGGGUGUACCGGAAUGGGGACCCCUACUAUUUGGGGAGGAAGUUUAUCAUCAAUCAUCGCUAUGUGCCCAACUUUGAAGCCUUCAUGAUACAGCUGAAUGAAGGUGUGCCGACACCUUUUGGAGUGAGGAAUCUAUACACGCCCCGAUAUGGGCAUUCCGUUAUGGACCUUCCUGAUUUGGAGCAGGGAGGCAGAUACGUGGCUGCUGGCAGGGAAAAGUUUAGGAAACUGAAUUACUACAACAUAGGGGCAAAGAGACCUCAAAGAAAGAAGAAGGAUGAAGUGAUUCGACCAGUGGUCCACAGUAAUAUAAAAGUACCUUCCAAAUGGCAAUCGUCCUAUAAUAAGCCUCGAAAUAUUAACGUUUUCACAAAUGGAGAAAUGUUGAUACCACCUAUUAAAAUUCUUAUACCCAAGUUUACAUUGAAAAGCUGGAACAGUGUUCUGGGACUGAUAAAUGAAAAAGUAUGUCCUCGUUCUGGGGGCAUUCAUAGGCUGUAUACAUUAAGUGGCCAGUGUGUACAAGGACCAGAUGAUUUAGAAGACAACCAAUUUUAUGUUGGAUGUGGUAAAGAAAAAUUUCAACCUUUGCCAUACUGGCAGCAUCCUAGAGUUCCAGAAUAUAUUCGGCGGAAUUUUUCUAACGUGCCUGGGCCUCCAGAAAAGCCUCCUGCAAAAAAGAAUCAUCAAAACGAGAAGGAAGCAUUUGCCCUCCGGUCGAGCAAUCAAAACGAGGUGCAGGAGAUAGGGCUUCCGUUUAUUAUGCAAAGCCCGAGAAGAGCUCAAAAAUCCCCAGAAGAAAUUGAAGGAGCUCAAGAGGUAAAAGAAGACAAAGAUGUGCAAGUGGAAAUGCCUUUUGAUCAGGCUGAGGAAGAAGAAACAGAAGAAGAGAUUGAGACACCUGAGGAGAAACCAGUUGGUAAGGAAGAGCUAGCAGAGAGAAGUCAUGGAUCCAUAGCAAAAGCCAACAGCAGCACAGGCAGUGUUAAUACUGCCACUCUACACCUAAUGUCUCUCCACAAAAUUGCCGCUACAAAAAUUGAUGACAAACACACUGAAGAUAGCACUGAUUCCCAAGAGAGGAAGGGAAAGGAUGUGCCUCCACAUGUACCUGAAGACACAGGAGGCAGUGAUCAGCCAAAAGACCAUGUGGACCCUGCCAAUUUGUUGCAACCACAGUUAAUGUAG